AUGAGCCCAGACAGGAUAACGAGGCCCAUUAAUAUUUCCCGAACCUUUCAAAUUGCGUUCACACUAUCUGAAAAGGGUAGUCCCUCGCAUCAUCAGUUAGCUCAUCACCAUCGUCUCUCUUUCAAGCUUCUCUUUAGUCAAACAGCAGUUGAUUCACAGGGAGCAACGAUAUUGGAUCAGCGCGUUUGCAUCACUCGUUGGGGACAACAUCACGAGGAGUUUGACUUCUGGAACGCGACUCCACGGAGCUUUGAAGAUGAAGCUAACUCACAUCCUACUUAUCCUCAACGAGGCGAGUUCAAUGCCGGAGAAGCAGUGACAAAAGCACAAGAAGUGGUGAAAACAAUGCUGGCUACCGGCUUCGUUUUAGGCAAAGACGCUUUAACCAAAGCUAAAGCCUUUGACGAAUCCCACGGUGUAUCAGCUGCUGCAGCUGCUAGAGUAUCUCAACUAGACCAGAGGUUCGGUCUCGCUGACAAAAUCUUCGCUGGAGUUGAAGCUGUUAGAUUGACCGAUAAGAAGUACCAUGUUUCAGAUAAAGCCAAAUCAGCCGUCUCUGCCACGGGAAGAACCGCGGCUGCAGCUGCGAGUAGUGUUGUCAAUAGCAGUUACUUCUCAAGUGGAGCUCUUUGGUUGUCCGGUGCGUUAGAGCGGGCUGCUAAGGCUGCCUCUGAUCUCGGCUUUAUCAUGGCUGCUUCUUCAAUUCCGCCGUCAACCGCCGCAACCUCCGUCGUCCGCAAAUCGCUCCUCCUCUCCACCACCUUCUCCUUCCCUGCUUCCUCCUUGUCUUCCUCCGUCAAAUUACCGCAAAAACACAUACACAAAAGACUUAUCUUAGCUUCCUCCUCCUCCUCCGCAGUUCCUUCCGAUUCCAAACCGGCAGCUAAGAAAGAAACAGUCUACUUCGACGGCGGAGCUCAUUACGGAGAUCUACUAGCCAACCUCGUCUUAGGCCUAACCAUCCUGUGGCUCCCACUAACACUAGCAGCCGUGUCACGAGCCUUUAACCUACGUUACAGGUUCACUAACCUCCGCGUGACGGUGAUAUCGGGGCUCACCGGAGAAGACCGGAGCGAUUUCUCGUACAAGGUGAUCAAGGACGUACAGGUUGUGCCGAGGUUCAUAGGAGAAUGGGGUGACAUCAUCAUCACGUUGAGAGAUGGAACGAAAGUUGAUCUGAGAAGUGUUCCUAAGUUCAGAGAGAUUGCGAAGUACUGCUUAUCCAUGGCUGAUCAACCUGCUGUUGUCAAAGAAUCUGGUGCUAAAGGCUUCUGA
Molecule: messenger RNA, 1275 nt
Organism: Eruca vesicaria subsp. sativa (arugula)
Lineage: Eukaryota; Viridiplantae; Streptophyta; Magnoliopsida; Brassicales; Brassicaceae
Source: the annotation of a GenBank genome assembly